CUCCCCCUCUCUGCACCCAGGAGUUCAGCCACCCCGUGGAGAGCCUGGCCCUCACUGUGGAGGAGAUGAUGGACGUGCGCAGGGUGCUGGUAAAGGCCGAGAUGGAGAAAUUCCUCCCGAGCAAGGAACUCUACAACAGCCUGAAGAAGGGGAAGAUAUGCUGCUGCUGCAGAACAAAGUUCCCUUUGUUUUCUUGGCCCCAAGCCUGUGUCUUCUGCAAGAGAUCCGUCUGCACCUCCUGCAGCCUGAAGAUUAAGAUGCCUUCGAAGAAGCUUGCUCACAUUCCCGUCUACGCCCUGGGCUUCGAGAACCUCCCCGGAUCUCUGAAUGCCAAAGCUCUGCUGCUGAGGAGGAGAGACGCCUUCCACUCCCUGCACUGGCGGAAGGUGGAAGCGGAGUUCCCCCACAUCUACGCCCACGGCUCCAUCUUGAAGGACAUCUGCUGUGACUGCACCAGCUUCGUGACCGAUGUCAUCAGCUCGAGCCGGAAGAGCAUGGACAUCCUGAACGCCACGCCGCGCAAGGGCAGGAAGACGCAAUCCCUCUACAUCCAGCCCACCCGCAUUGCCAAACCCCAGUGAAGGAUUCCUCUGCUGCCGCUCCGGGCCUGGCCCUGGCCCUGGCAGCUUCACAGGCACCAGGAGCCAGGCUCACAAGCAACUCCGCAGUGUUAGCACCUUGGCAGAAAUUGGCUCUCCAAUGAGCACACCUCCCAGCGAGCUGGGACUCUCUGGGCAUCACCUCCCACCCCCACCGACAUCCGUGCGCAAGAACCAAACCAAGAUGGCUUCCAGAUGACCCUGCUGCCUAAAAAUUGCCAGCCAUCCUUCCCUGGCAUGCUGCAAACACCGCUGCUUGCCCCCAGCCUGACCGCUCGUGCCGCUCUUAGACCUCCAUUGCGAUGCCCUGCUAGUGGAGGUGUGCGUAUGUACAUAGAUGAUAUAUAUACAGCUCUAUAUUUAUAGACAUUAGUGACCAGCGAGAUGGCACCUCAGCCAGCGGGACUAGUGUCGGAAGCCACGUGUUGCACAGCCGGGACCCCGCUAGCUCGGUGUCUCCCCAUGGGAGGGCAGAAGGACCCAAUCCCUUGCUCUGGCUGAGGAUGGGCAGGACCCAGGAUGUGACUCGGAGCCCAGCUUCUCUCAGAUCUGUCGGAGCGCGACCCGGCGUGUUUCCUUCCUUCCCACCUGGGCAGCUGGUCCUGCCCGGUUCCUCGGGGUCCCGGAGCAGGCUGGGGCGAUCUGUCUGGAAGGUGGGGACCCUAAAUGUGUUGGGGGAGGAACUGUUCAGACCCUUCUGUUUACAUUGCUUCUGACUCGCCUGGAAGGAACGGAGUCCUAGCUCCUGGGCCUGUGUGUGCUGCUGGCUAGCACAAGGCAACGUGCUGGUUCUGCCAUGUGGCCAAACCCCUGCCAUUGGGAUCAGGGACGCAGGCUGUAGACCCCCUCCUCUGCCCGCCCAGCCUGGCACCGUUCCUCUCCAGCUCAUCCCUCGGUGUCAACGGCUGCCGGGGCUGGGAGGCCCCCGGGGCUCAGUUCCCACCGAAAGCACCUGGCGGAGCUGGGCUGGCUAGAAGCCCUGGCUGGGUCUUAGGCCCUAUGUUUGAAUCCAGGGCAUAGUGCUUGUGACGGCCCGAGCGCCUGUCCUGGGAGCCAGUGGGGGUGUUGAGCCUUGUCCCGAGGAGCAGACUGGGGCCCCCUGCUCCCCAUGGGGAGACCCCCUGUGCAUUACUGAGAGCAAAGGCUUUUCAUGGGUCCUUUCUAGCUCAGUCAUUGAGCCAGGAUCAUGGGGAUCUCCGGUGACUGCCUGCCCCCACUGCUCCCUUCCCUUCGCUGCUCUGGCUGCCUGGUGCUGUCAGUGCCCCUGUCCCUGGCGGUGGAGCAGGCGCUGGCCGGAUUUAGUCAGACGCUGGUUUUGUACCGGACACUCGGCUGGGAGUACGUGUUUGUCUUUGUGCUGCAAGGCUGCGUGUGGCAUCGGGGCUCGCUCCGGGCAGGGCUGGGCUGGUGGCCGGCUGCGCCGUGUCUGAGUGUACAUGUGCGGCAGUGGGGGAGAGCAGCCGCAGGCAGCCAGGGCCAGGCUGGCCACAUGGUCAUGCAGAGCAUGCGAGGCUGCUGCUUGGUUAGAAUGAAGCCGGCCAUGCUCCUGUGGCCUGUGAAGCAUCCCCUGCCCCCAGCAGCGCUCUGCAAUUAAUAGUAAUAAUACGGAGGAGGGCUUUGCACUAAGGGGGCUGCCCAGCCCCAGGGAGCCAGGCCAUCGCUAUCCCCAAGCACAGGUGGGAAGACAGAAGCACAGAGAAGGGAGGAGUCUUGCCCAGGCCACCCAGAGCACAGUCCAGUCCCAUCGAAUGUAUUUGUCUAGAGCAUGCUUUGUGCGAAGUAGCCCGGCCUAUGGAGGCUGAGUGACACCAUGCCCUCCUCCCUGCCCAGGGCCAAGAGAGGCCUGGGGAAUUGGGCCAAACAAAAUCAUGCUCCUGCAUCAGGUUUCCUCAGUGGGCGGGUGUCUCCCCACAGACUGUGCCUGCCCACAUGCUGCGGUCCAGGUAAAGCACCCAAGCCGUGUGAACUAAAGGGACUAUUCCACAAUGUGCCACCACCUGGGUGUGUUGUGUCUUGUGACACAGGGAAAUACAAACUACACAUGCCUACUAGGCCCAAACAAGUCCCGGGGCAGGACCUGCUUUUUAGUGGCUCAGAAACCACGGGCCCAUGCCAUGGAGUGCCUACUUUGCACUUUCACACAGGCUGACUACAUGGGCAGAUUGGGUUUUGUGCCUGCAGCUGGCCAGACAGACACCCAGGCCUUGUCUACACUAGAAAUGGUUUGCUGGUUACACUGGCAAACCCUUCUAGUGGGGAUGCAGCUUAAACGCGUGCUUUGGUGGGAUAGUUCAUACCAGUUCCCCAAACAAAAUAGCUGUGCUGGUAUGACUGUCUACACUGGGGCGUUAGCCAGCCUAGCGAGGUCAGGUGGGAGAGGGACUUUUCACACUCCUAGCCAACACAGCUGCCGCAAAACUUUGCACUGUAGAUCAGGCCUCAGCCUGGCAACUGGCUCGUGCUCAUAAAUCAAGUCAGUAAUUGCUAGUGGAUCUCUGCACACAGCACGAAGGGACUGAGCUCUGGCAAACCAGGCCUGGAUGGGACCUGGCAGCAUUUGGGGGAAGGGGCAUCCUCCCUGGGAAACUGCACAAUGUGUGAUAGGGGAAGCCAGGGGGACGCCCCUGCAGACUCCACAACCUAGCAGCCCCUCUCCACGCUGAAGAGACCAUCCUGGCAGAAACCCCUGGUGCUCUGCUGCCCAUGGGUGCUGGUUUCUGAGGUUAGCCUGCCUUGGCGCCACCCCGCUCGCUUCUCCCUGUUUUGACUGGACCACAUUUUGCUGACACAUAAGAAUGACAAUGCCUUAUCAUCCUGCCCACUGUCUGCAAUAACUCAUCCUCCUGCCCCUGUCAGCGUUGACAGGCGCGUGUGAAUGAGGGUGACUCCGCCCAGGUGUCCUGUCCAUGGCUGACCCAUCGGCCAAUGUUUUGUACAAAGCCCAUCCUGUACAGAUGAAAUGUACAUUGUAAAUAACGUGCACCUGGACUGGCAUGGUUGCUCUUGUACAUAUGGUUGCUCCCAUACUAAUAAAUCCCUAUUUUGAGCUGCA
Messenger RNA from Chrysemys picta bellii (western painted turtle), 3651 nucleotides. Lineage: Eukaryota; Metazoa; Chordata; Testudines; Emydidae. The record is from RefSeq and is a predicted model, not a curated record.